UAUACAUUUAGAUGGGUCAAGAGUGUUAGAAAUGCCAAAAUAAACAAGAAGGACAUGCAAAUGAAAUACAUAAAUAAGAAGUAAUUAGUUCUGAUUCUGAUCCUGAAUAUGAGGAAGAAGAUGAGAAACAACCCUGUAAUAAAUAUGGAGUAAUAAUUAGAAAAACCACCUUCGAUGGAUAGCAAGUCUAACACUUCUACAUUUAUUAAGGAGCAAUAUAAUUCUCUAGAAUCAAAGCAAGAGUAAAUUGAGAGUCCCUUGAAUCAACUUAAAUUUUAGGAUGGUGGAAUCUAUACAGGGAUAAUAAUUAACAACAUGGCCAACGGACUUGGCAGGUUGGUCAUGACUAACGGCGAUGUACAUGAGGGCAGUUUUAUUAACAAUAAAUUAGAAGGAGAUGGGAAAUGUAUUUAUGCAAGAGGACCUAUUUACACUGGCCAAUUCAAAUAGGGAAAGUCCUGUGGAUUGGGAAUAGAAGUAUGGCCUGAUGGUUCUGUUUAUGAAGGGGAGUUUCAAAAUGGGAAAAAGCAUGGAAAAGGAGUUUAUAAAUGGAGUUAAUAAAGUACGUACAAUGGAGAAUGGGCAGAUAAUAUGAUUAAUGGGAUUGGCAAAUAUGAAUGGCCUGAUGGUAGGGUAAUUAUUAGUUAUUUAGAACAUAGUCGUAUUAGGGUUAAUGGGUAAGAAAUUAAAUGCAUGGUCGAGGAUUUUACAAAUGGAUCGAUGGGAAAUAUUAUGAUGGAGAAUAUGAAAAUGAUAAAAAGAGUGGGUUUGGUAUUUUCAACUGGUCUGAUGGAAAAUAAUAUUAGGGUUAUUGGCUAGAUGGAAAGUAACAUGGUAAAGGACUUAUGAUUAAUAAAGAAGGGAAGAAAAAAUUUGGAGAAUGGUAAAAUGGCAAAUUAAUAAGCUGUUCUGAUGAAUCUAAUUUAUAAAUUAUUCCAGAUGGUUGGUUUCUAAACACUUUUAAUUAAUGA
This is a messenger RNA of Paramecium octaurelia, 971 nucleotides long. NCBI's taxonomy places the organism in Eukaryota, Ciliophora, Oligohymenophorea, Peniculida, Parameciidae. The record is from the annotation of a GenBank genome assembly.